This is a messenger RNA of Wickerhamiella sorbophila, 3309 nucleotides long. RefSeq names its product Importin subunit beta-3. The transcript has a single exon. Bases 1 to 3309 code for a protein of 1102 amino acids. Gene Ontology annotation, biological process: protein import into nucleus. Lineage: Eukaryota; Fungi; Ascomycota; Dipodascomycetes; Dipodascales; Trichomonascaceae. Gene Ontology annotation, molecular function: nuclear import signal receptor activity; small GTPase binding. The record is from RefSeq and is a predicted model, not a curated record. Gene Ontology annotation, cellular component: cytoplasm; nucleus.
AUGAGUUCUGUGCCGCCACAAGCUGACCUGGGUCAACUUCUGCAAAAUUUACAAUCUCCCAAUAAUGAGCUGCGCUCAGGGGCCGAGCAGCUGCUAAUGUCUGAAUGGGUGUACGGUGAAACUGAACGUCAAAGCGCACUUCUGUUGAACCUUGCACAGCUAGCUGCAGCUGGCCCAGAGUCUAGUCGUGCAUUUGCUGCUGUUCUUCUUCGUCGAUACGGCAUUAAACUAGCUCCGGAAGCUAAGACUCUUGAUCGCCUAUUCGAUGUAAUCUCGCCGGUUGCCCGCGCUCAAAUCCGCCAGUUGCUUCUUCAGGCUAUGCUUUCGCCCGACCAGCAGGUCCAGGUUCGACACAAAAUCGCGGACGCGGUCGCAGAGUUUGCGCGCCGCCAGGGUGAGGCCACGGAGGCCUGGAAUGAGCUUUUGCCUGCGCUGUUCGAUGCCUCGAGAACCCCCAAUCCUGAAAUCCGCCAGUGCGCCUUCCGUGUAUUCGCUGCUUCUCCCGAAAUCCUCGAGAGUAAUGCGGAGGUUUUGCCGGAAGCAUCAAAAGUCUUGCAUGCCGGUUUCGACGAUACCAGUGAUAACGUGCGAAUCAGCGCCGUGACCGCGUUUUCAGCCUUCUUCCAACUUCUGCCCCGCUCCACCUGGACAAUUUUCAAGCCUAUGCUACCCAGUUUGCUUCGCGUCAUGGAACCGCUGAGACUCCAGUACAAAACCGAGGAGCUAACCGCCGUUUUGGAGUCCCUCAUCGAGCUGGUCCAGCUGGCCCCCAAAAUGUUCAUUCCGGUGUUCAAGGAAGUCAUCGAGUUCUCACUAGCUGUCGCCGCCGAUAAAGAAAUGGACCAGUCGACCCGUUUGUCUGCUUUUGAGUUCGUUGUCUCGUUCGCAGAUGAGGCGCCAAAUAUGUGCAAAGCUGAGCCUACAUACAUCGAGAAGCUCAUUCUCCAGUGUUUAUCAAUGCUCGUGGAAGUCGGCGAAGACGAUGACGACGCGUCGGAAUGGAACAAUGAGGAUGAUCCUCAGGCAGAUGAAGAGGAUGUCCACCUCGCCGCCAAAUCGUCGUUGGAUCGUAUGGCCCUCAAGAUCGGCGGUGAGGCAAUGGUGCCUCCGUUGUUCUACUGGCUACCUAAAAUGUUGAACUCCCCCGAGUGGAGACAACGCCACGGUGCUCUAAUGGCAAUCUCGAAUGUUGCCGAGGGCUGCCGUGAAGUCAUGAUCACAGAAUGCGGCAAGCUCCUCGACUUGAUCUUGCCGCUACUUGCAGAUCCUCAUAGCCGCGUGCAGUGGGCGGCUUGUAAUGCUAUAGGUCAGCUUUCAACUGAUUUUGCACCUGAAAUCCAGAAGAAGUACGGUGACCGUAUCCUUCCUGCUUUAAUUAGCAAACUUAGCAACGAGUCUACUUUUCGGGUCCAAGCUCAUGCAGCUGCUGCGAUUGUCAACUUCUGUGAGCAUGCCUCGAAGGAAGUUAUGGACGGAUACCUGGACGACAUGCUGUCAAGGCUGCUUCAGCUGUUGCAAGGGCCCAAGCGUUAUGUUCAGGAGCAGGUGUUGACAACUAUCGGCGUGGUUGCAGAUGCCGCCGAACAGAAAUUCUCCAAGUAUUAUGACACUUUGAUGCCUCUUAUUUUUAGCAUUAUGAAGGCGGAUACCGGCAAUGAAUACCGCUUGCUCAAGGCGAAAGCAAUCGAGUGCUCAACCCUUUUGGCGGUUGCCGUGGGCAAAGAAAAGUUCGAACCCAAUUUCCAUGAGACCGUGCAGCUUUUUGCCGCUAUCCAACAGCAGGCUCUUGAUGAUGAUCCAUGCCAGUCGUACUUGGUUCAGGCUUGGGGUCGUCUCUGUCGCAUUAUGGGUACGUCGUUUCUCCCCUACCUUGCUGGUGUGAUGCCUCCCCUACUCGCAAUUGCCAAGACUCAAGCUGACUGCCAUUUCCUCGACGAGGACCAAGCUGCAUUGAUCGAUGGAAACGGUGGCUGGGAGGUCAUUCAGGCUUCUGGGCAGCUCGUUGGCAUUCACACUGCUCCUUUCGACGACAAGGCGAACGCGAUUGCCUUACUUUCGGUUUACGCAAAUGAGUUGGGUGCCGAUUUCUACCCUUACGUUCCUGAAAUCUUGAACGACAUCGCGUUGCCUAGUCUUUCGUUCUUCUAUCAUGAUGAUGUACGAUAUUCCACCUGCCAUCUCAUCCCGCAUCUCGUUACCUCUGCUCAGCACGCAGCGAGCAGAACUACUGGCAGCGAGCAGGCAGCUAAAAACGCUCCUCAGGUGCUACAGACGUGGCUCCCUUGUCUCGAAAAAAUGCUUCGCCUUAUAGAGAAUGACGAGGCACCAGCCAUUGUCAGUGAGAUGUUCACUGCAAUUUACCACUGUAUCCUUCUCAUUGGUCCCGACGGGCUUCCCGCCCAGGCUAUCGAAGCUUUGAUGGACGCAAUUAUUGUAUCGCUGACUGAACUUCAAGAACGCUUGUCUGCUCGUGAUGCUGCCGAUAACGACGAGUUCAUUGAAGAUCCGGAGGAGGAAGAUGCCGAGCAGGCUGAUGAAGAGUUGAUCGACUCUAUUAACAAAAUUAUUCAUGCCAUCGUGAAAACAUAUAAAGCUGAUGCAUUGCCACAGCUUGAUCGCAUAAUGCCACAGGUUCUGGCUUUCUUGGGGUCCUCAAAUGACGAUCUACGGGAGUGGGCUCUGUUUGUUGUCAAUGACAUCAUUGAGUAUACUAGCCCUGUCGCCGACAAGUACAUUGAAGCUAUCCGUGUUCCCAUGGUCGAAUCGCUUGUGCACUCGAACGCCCGCAUCCGACAAGCCGCUGUUUACGGCCUCGGCGUUGCAGCUCAGUUUGGGGGUGAUCAUUUUGCACAGUUAAGUGUGGGCAGCCUGGAGCAGCUGUUCAGCUUGGUGAAUGCACCAGAGUCCCGCAGUGAGGAAAACCUUGAUGCUACAGAGAGUGCCAUCGGGGCUAUCGCCAAAAUCUUGAGGGUCCACGGAGAUCUUCUGGGCAAUCAGCGCGAUAUGGUUAUCACUGAAUGGAUCAAGACCCUGCCCAUUGUGGAGGAUGGCGAUGCCGCUCCAUUUGCAUACCUUUUCUUGGCGGAUCUCAUUGGCCAGAAGCAUCCUGCGGUGAUGCAGCAAGUUCCCAAAGUGUUCUUUGCCAUCUCGCAGGCCCUGGUUGCUGGUGUUCUUACCGGCAAACGCGCUGACCGCGUCGUUCAAGCCACCAAAAACCUUUUAAGCCAGCUGCAACAAAAUGAACCGAUGGAAUUGUUCAAUUCCUUAGCUCCUAACGAUCAAGCAGUAAUCCAGCGCUAUUUCCAGUAG